GACAAAAAAUGGAACACACCAGCAGUGUGAGGAGACCUGAAAGUGGCACAUGGCAGAGUGUGGCGAUGGAGACAGCAGCAAUGGGAGGCCGUACAGGGACCCAUGAGAGACUGUGGACCUGGCAGCAGCAUGAGGAGGCGGUACAGGGGCCCAUGGCAGAUUACGGGCCUGGCAGCAGCAAUGGGAGGCCCGUAAUCUGCCAGCACCCUAUGACAAAAUGGACACCCAGCAGUGUGUGAGGAGACCUGAAAGUGGCACAUGGCAGAGUGUGGCGAUGGAGACAGCAGCAAUGGGAGGCCGUACAGGGACCCAUGAGAGACUGUGGACCUGGCAGCAGCAUGA
Staurois parvus is the source of this 342-nucleotide messenger RNA. Lineage: Eukaryota; Metazoa; Chordata; Amphibia; Anura; Ranidae. The record is from the annotation of a GenBank genome assembly.